Chaetomium strumarium is the source of this 1635-nucleotide messenger RNA. RefSeq names its product HAD-like domain-containing protein. Gene Ontology annotation, biological process: protein import into mitochondrial matrix. Bases 1 to 1635 code for a protein of 544 amino acids. The transcript is spliced from 2 exons. NCBI's taxonomy places the organism in Eukaryota, Fungi, Ascomycota, Sordariomycetes, Sordariales, Chaetomiaceae. The record is from RefSeq and is a predicted model, not a curated record. Gene Ontology annotation, cellular component: TIM23 mitochondrial import inner membrane translocase complex.
AUGUUAUCGCGAGCAGCUGCGCGCCAGGCUGCGGGCCUACGGCGAGCAGCGACGCUCGCGCCGCCAUCUGCUCUUCGGCCUCGCAGCUUGCCUGCGAUUUGGACAAGAGGCAUGGCCAAGGACAACAACAAGUCGCAGCAGCCCCGAUUCUCCCGAUCCCCAAACCCGUCCGCCCAAAAACCGUCACAGGCACCAGCCACCGGCUCUUCGGCCGCGUCGACGCCUGUGCCUGAACCCCCGAAAGAACCCGCUGUCCAGCGGUCCGCCGAGCCUUCUGCGCCACAAGAAGUCCAGGAACCAGUACCCGAUCUCUCCAAGCUUCCCGAUCUCACACAGGGCAUUCCUUCGACACUAGAGUAUGAAACCACGGGAGCCACCGACCGGGCCGCCCUGGCCGCUAUUGAAGAGGGGGAAGCUGCAACAUCUGGAUCCGGCGGGGGCGGACGUCGGCCAAAGGGUGAACUCCCUGCAUCUGCGUACGUUUCAUCGUCGGAGCGGCGGCGGCAGAAGUGGGCCAUGUGGGCGCUUGCCGGCGCCGGUGCGUCCGCCGUCGUGGGUGUUGCGUACCUGGGCCGGGACUGGGACGAGGAUGAACUCAAGAAGAACCCUGACAUUCCCAACGGCUGGGGCAUUGGCCUCUGGUGGAAGCGCGCCAUAGUACGCAUGGGCAGUACCGUGACAUACUAUCAGGAACCCGCGUUCGAGAAGCUGCUGCCGGACCCGGACCCUUCGUUCGAGCGGCCAUACACGCUGUGCAUCAGUCUGGAGGACAUGCUAGUGCACAGCGAGUGGAGUCGGGAACACGGCUGGCGGGUGGCGAAACGCCCCGGCGUCGACUACUUUUUGCACUACCUGAGCCAGUACUACGAAAUUGUCCUCUUUACCACCGUCCCCUUUGCCACGGGUGAGCCGCUGGUGCGCAAGCUCGACCCCUACCACUUCAUCAUGUGGCCGCUCUUCCGGGAAGCCACCAAGUACAAGGACGGCGAGAUCGUCAAGGAUCUGUCCUAUCUCAAUCGAGACCUGUCCAAGGUGAUCAUCAUCGAUACCGAGCCCAAGCAUGUGCGCUUCCAACCCGAGAACGCCAUCAUCCUGCCCAAGUGGAAGGGUGAUACCAGGGACAAGGAACUCGUGUCGCUGGUUCCCUUCCUUGAGUUUAUCCACGCAAUGCAGUACAGCGAUGUACGCAAGGUCAUCAAGUCGUUCGAAGGCACCCACAUCCCGACCGAGUUCGCCCGGAGGGAGGCAAUCGCCAGGGCCGAGCACAACAAACGGAUCCAAGCGAAGUCGCCCCGCGCGGGAGGCAUGAGCUGGCUGGCCAGCCACCUCGGCCUCAAGCCCAGCAGCAUGAGCCUGAUGGUGGCUCCCGAGGGCGAAGAGAACCCGACCGAGGCAUUUGCUAAGGGCAAGAUGCUGCAGGACAUUCAGCGUGAGCGUGGCAUCCGGAACUACCUGAUGCUGGAGGAGGAGAUCCGCAAGAACGGCGAGAAGUGGCUCAAGGAGGAGCAAGAGGCCAUGGAGAAAGCCCAGAAGGAGGCCAUGAAGAGCAUGAAGUCAUCUUUCUUUGGCUGGUUCACCCCGGCCGACGCUCCACGGGACGGGAGCCAAAGCAGCAGCGAGACGAAGCGCAGCUAA